This is a messenger RNA of Nothoprocta perdicaria, 1261 nucleotides long. RefSeq names its product sodium/potassium transporting ATPase interacting 1 (gene NKAIN1). Gene Ontology annotation, biological process: regulation of sodium ion transport. Bases 1 to 624 code for a protein of 207 amino acids. The transcript has 7 exons. The record is from RefSeq and is a predicted model, not a curated record. Lineage: Eukaryota; Metazoa; Chordata; Aves; Tinamiformes; Tinamidae.
AUGGGGAGAUGCACCGGGAGAUGCACGCUCGUGGGAUUCUGCUGCCUGCAGCUGGUGGCAGCUCUGCAGCGUCAGGUCUUUGACUUCCUGGGCUACCAGUGGGCUCCCAUCCUGGCCAACUUUGUGCACAUCCUGGCCGUCAUCCUGGGCAUCUUCGGCACCAUCCAGUACAGGUCCAGGUACCUCAUCCUGUACGCCGUGUGGCUCGUGCUCUGGGUAGGCUGGAAUGCCUUCAUCAUCUGCUUCUACCUGGAGGUCGGGCGCCUGUCGCAGGAGCGCGACUUCGUCAUGACCUUCAACACGUCCCUGCACCGCUCCUGGUGGAUGGAGAACGGGCCGGGCUGCCUGGUGACGCCGGUGCUGAACGCGCGCCUGGCGCCGGAGGACCACCACGUCAUCACGGUCACGGGCUGCCUCCUGGACUACCAGUACAUCGAGGUGGUGAGCAGCGCCACGCAGAUCUUCCUGGCGCUCUUCGGCUUUGUGUAUGCCUGCUACGUGAGCAAGGUGUUCCUGGAGGAGGAGGACAGCUUCGACUUCAUCGGCGGCUUCGACUCCUACGGCUACCAGGCGCCGCAGAAGACGUCGCACUUGCAGCUGCAGCCCCUCUACACAUCCGGGUAAGCUCUGGGCGUUCGGAGACACUGCUGCCAGCAGAGGACCCCUCGAAUCCCCGGACCUGGAUACGGCCCAAAAGAAACCCACCCUCCGACCUCCCCAUUUCCAUCACACCCCGAAAACGCAUCCAAACAGAGCAAGUCCAAGAGAUUCACUGGAUGAGCAACUCCCAAAUGUAGCUGGCAGCUCCCGGAGCACCGAGACCUCUCUGAGCAUCAUUCCCCAGCAUAGGAAUGAACAACGCUCCGGAGCGCCCAAGUUCCUGCACGCACGUCCUGCAGGAGCAAAGCACAUGUCUGCUCCCCAUCACCCCAUUUUCUUCCCUUUUCCCCCUUUUUAAAUGGAGCACCAUGGACUUCUCCGGGUGGAAACGGGCCCUUUCCGGAGCAUCUCAGCAUCUCGAGCUAUGUGGAUGGUUUUGCCAAGGACUCAGGACAGCUAGAAAACCUGGGAUGGGGGUUAAUUCCCCCAAGGAAAUUGCAGACUUGACGGGAGGAUAAAAAAGCCCCCCCAGGACUCCACAGCGGCCACUUUGCAGCUGCUUUUUCAGGCUCCAGAGCCGCCCCUCGGACAUUUGAAUUUGGCAAUAUGGACGCUGCUUUCUACGCGGCCUCUUCGUGGCCGUUUUAAUUAAUAUAACGAA